AUGCCUACAUUUCCAUAUACAUCAUACCCAGCACUUGAAAAACAAAUAAAUGAUAUUAUAUUUCAAGCAAAUUUAGAAAAAAUUUUUAAUAUAUACCCAAAAGAUUUAUAUAAUAAAUUAUUUAAUAAAUCUUCAGAAAAUGGACAAAAUGGAAAUGUAAAAAAUGCUAUUAAUAUUGAUAGAAAGAUACAUGAAUUAAAGAAAUCCAAACUUAUAAAUAAAAAAUAUACUUUUGUUUCUGUAUCAAUUUUAUUAGCAUGUUCAGCUGUUUAUUUUACUUUCAAAACAUUGGCAAAUAAAAUAAUCAAAUCUCCACAUAUAAAUUCUAUAAAAUAUAUUUAA
This is a messenger RNA of Plasmodium yoelii, 342 nucleotides long. RefSeq names its product conserved Plasmodium protein, unknown function. The transcript has a single exon. Lineage: Eukaryota; Apicomplexa; Aconoidasida; Haemosporida; Plasmodiidae. The record is from RefSeq and is a predicted model, not a curated record. Bases 1 to 342 code for a protein of 113 amino acids.